CUACUAUAUAAAGGGUGAAACACCAGUGCUGGCGAUUUAGGGCGUAACAGAAGAAACAAGCCGUUGAAGAGGGCUCUCUAUUGUGGAGCGUAUUUUAUCCUAUUUUCAAUCGCUGUAAGUCCUGAGAUCGAACCUGAUAACUUCAAAUGGAUCGGUACCACAGAGUUGAGAAGCCAAGGGCCGAGACUCCAAUUGACGAGAAUGAAAUUCGGAUUACAAGCCAAGGACGGAUGCGCAACUAUAUCACAUAUGCCAUGACCCUACUUCAGGAAAAAGGAUCUAAUGAAAUUGUUUUCAAGGCUAUGGGAAGGGCUAUAAACAAGACUGUGACAAUUGUGGAAUUAAUCAAGAGGCGAAUUGUAGGUCUUCAUCAGAAUACCUCAAUUGGCUCCACAGACAUCACUGAUACAUGGGAGCCCUUGGAGGAAGGCCUUCUUCCAUUGGAAACAACAAGGCAUGUAUCGAUGAUUGUGAUUACCCUUUCGAAGAAGGAAUUAAAUACAUCCUCUGUGGGGUAUCAGCCUCCACUUCCUGCUGAGCUGGUGAAAACAUUUGUAGAGUAUGACUACGAGGGAGAAGGCUCUCCUCAUGAUCAGGGUCCAGGACGCGGCAGAGGUCGGGGCCGUAGUGGCAGAGGAAGGUCUAGGGGUAGAGGACCCCCAGGUAAUGGCUUUGUGGGUAAUGAAUAUGAUGAUGGAGAUUGGGACCGUAAUAGGGGUGGUAAUGGAAGAGGAAGGGUUCGAGGGAGGGGUGGUGGUAAUUUCCGUGGCCGUGGAAGAGGAGGAUACAAUGGACCUCAAUUUGAUUUACAGCAAGAUGGAGGAUACAAUCAAGACUUCCCACCCCAAGGCCGUGGGCGUGGGCGUGGAAGGGGCGGGUAUCGUGGAAGGGGACGUGGUUUCAGAACUAAUGGAGGACCGAUCCAGGCUGCUGCAUGAGAGAGAUGCUGAAAGGUUAAAAUCCUAAUUUUAUUCAACAUGAUGGAUGAGUCCUGUAAUGAAUGAUGUAUCAUUUGGGUUUUCGCCUCUUUUAGUUGCCGGUUGCAUAGGACAACUAUAUUAACAGUAGGAAUUUGGCCUUCUUUUUCCUUUUCUUUUGGAGUCGUAAUUAGAUGGAAUGGAAGUAAGUGUUUGGAAGAGCUGCCGCUAUGUGAGGGUGGCGACUCGUUUUCUUGUAGAUUUAGGUGAGCUGCUUGACGUUUGUAUUUUAUUGUUUAAAAAUUUCUUGGUCGGACAGUGUAUUCUUUUAUUUGAGUUUUUAGGAUCUUCUGGCGUCCUUCAACGCUCUCCUUUCAGUUCUCU
Molecule: messenger RNA, 1301 nt
Organism: Cucurbita maxima (winter squash)
Lineage: Eukaryota; Viridiplantae; Streptophyta; Magnoliopsida; Cucurbitales; Cucurbitaceae
Product: ribonuclease P protein subunit p25-like protein
Exons: 9
Coding region: 147-938 (263 amino acids)
Molecular function (GO): RNA binding
Source: RefSeq, a predicted model, not a curated record